Strongyloides ratti is the source of this 1632-nucleotide messenger RNA. RefSeq names its product Domain of unknown function DB domain-containing protein. The record is from RefSeq and is a predicted model, not a curated record. Lineage: Eukaryota; Metazoa; Nematoda; Chromadorea; Rhabditida; Strongyloididae. The coding region runs from base 1 to 1632 and encodes 543 amino acids. The transcript is spliced from 2 exons.
AUGAUAGAUAGAAAAAAUAUAAUAUUUUUUAUUUGUUUUAUAUUAUAUAUUAACUUUAUUCAAUUUACCAAAGGUGAUUUACCUUCUUGUGAUCGUGCAAAAUGUCAUCAUUGUCAGGUUGAAUUUAUAAGAAGAAUGUGCCCAAAUACUUGUUCUUCAUGUUCGCAAACAAGUGUAACAAAUAUUUAUAAUCAUCAAAUUAAUUCAAGACCAUUUGUUGCUAAUGGUGAACCCAACCAUAAAACUUCAGAUAUUUCUCAACCGUUAAAAAUUGAACAAAAUUUAGCACAUCAACAAUUUAAUCAAUUACCAUCAAUGGAAAGAAAUAUUGGAGUACCUACAAUACAACAAAAACAAAAUUAUCAACCUAAUAUACAAGAAAAUCAACAACCUAUGAUGUAUCAACAAUCACAACAGAUGCAACUUCAACAAUUUUCACCACCAAAACCAGCACAAUCAAAUACAUUUAAUCUUCAAAAUCCAUUUCAACUUUUUCAAUUUCCACAAAUACAAACUCAACAACCCCAACCAUUUAAUCCAUUUCAACCAUUUUUAAAUCCAGCAUUCUUAUCUAGUAACAAUAAUCAACAAAUUCAACAACAACAACAACUUAUUUCACAACAGCAACUUAUCCCACAACAACCACAGCAACAACUAUUUCCACAACAACAAAUUAUUACCCCACCAUCAGGUACUCAAAAUUAUCAUGGAUUUAAUAUGCUCCAACCACAAGUUUAUAAACCAUUACAAACACAAACAUUUUCACAAUCAUCAUUUCAACAACCAAACAUUUCACCAUUAUCUGUAAAUAAUAAUGUUAUACCACAGGGUCAUAUACAAAAACCUCAACCAAAUCCAGUCUUUCAACAAACAUUUUCUCCAGAACAAAUGAGAGUAAAUAAUAAUGGUGAAAUAAAUAAUCAAAUACCAGGACAAUUUAAACCUAGACAAAUAUAUAACAAUCAAGUAAAUUCACAACCAACAAAUGUAAUGUCAUCUAUUAAUUCAUUAGACAAUACAAAUAAUAUUCAUACUUCACAAUCAGUACAACAAAUUGCAAUACCAAGACCACCAGAUUAUAAUAUUGGCCAACAAAAUGUUCAACCAGGAUAUCAACAAUUAUCAACAAUAAAUAAUAAUGUACAACCUUCACAGGCAAUGAUAUCUUCACCACAACCAAUAAAAAGUCAAAGUAUUUAUCCAUUUGCUAGUGAAAAAAAUUUACCAUAUCAAAAUGUUAAACAUCAAUGUCCUAAACAACCAAAUUGGGAACCAUGUAUUGACAAAAAUCUUGCUAAUGAAAGAUUUAAAUCAUGUUGUUCACCAUUAGGUGAAGGUUGUUCGCAAUUAUGUUCAUAUGAUCAAACAUUAACAACAAUACAAUUAGCUGUAUUAACAGGACGUUGUCCAAUGUCAAAAGUUGGUGAUAUGAUGGUAUGUGCUUCUGGAUAUGAAGAUGCAACACCAUGUUGUGAAGCAUAUGGUGUAUUUGAACCAGGAUUUGAACAAUGUCGACCAUAUUGUAAUCCAGCAGCAGGUUUACCAAAUGAUGGUAUGUUAGCAGAGAAAUAUAAAUGUUUAGGAAAAUUAAGUCAAAUUCAAAGAUGUUUUUAUGUAACGCAAAGGCCUUAA